GUCACAAAUGCUAAGGAGAGAAGGGCAUCCCCAAACCGACGACUACGUCACCGACUCAUCGUUUGUGUGCAAACUGCAAUGAUGAGUCAUCAUUGUUGUGUUCUCGUUGGAUAAUCUUUUUCAAUCCAAGGCGCCUUAUUUUGAUUCCGUUGCUGUCAUUAGUGAACUGUCACAAGAAACUUCGCAGCAUUUUGAUAGUUACGCGGAACUGCAAACUUUGUUUGAAGUUCUAGAUCACAUUGAUAAUACGCGUUGUUUGUCGUACAAAUUACGUAAAUCGCAUCUAGUGUUCAAGCUUGGACAUAAGUGAAUCUGAACUGAUGACGAUGAAGCUAGAAAUCAGUGAUAGUCAAUCAAACCAGUCGGACAUUUCCUGCGAUGAUAGCCAAUCCUCGCAGGAUUCUUCUACAAAUGAUUUCGUUUCUUCUGUACGUGUGCCGACCUCCCGAUCCUUACUUACGUUGGCAAACCUAGAGGGCCUCCAAUCGGGGGUCCCGACCCGCACCACGGCGACCAUCACGCCCACCCAGCUGCGCAACUUCGAGCAGACCUACAUCGAGCUGACCAACUGCCGCAGCGAGCCCACCACGCACGCCGGCUUCGUACCACCUUCCGUCACGCACGCCAACAACUACGGUAUGUAUAGCAUCCUGAAUUCGGUGGGGUACUGCGACUCGGGCCCGACGACGGCGCUGCACGUGUCGCCGGGCCCGCUCUCCGCCAGCGGCGACAGCAGCAGUAGCCCCGGCCUGCCCACUCCGAAACGACGGAACAUGGGCGGCCGGAGACCUACCAAGGCCCCCACUGACCUCUCCCCCGAAGAAGAAGAACGCAGGAAGGUUAGAAGGGAAAGGAACAAAAUGGCCGCCGCUCGCUGCCGCAAACGCAGACUCGAUCACACAAACGAACUGCAGGAGGAAACCGAAAAACUGGAAGAGAAGAAACAGUCGCUUCAAGAGGAGAUUCGCAAAUUGAACCAUGAUCGGGAGCAGUUAGAGGCGAUCCUGCAGAGCCACAUGAUAUCGUGUCCGCUGGGCAAGCGGUCCGCGAGCCCGCCCGACGUGAAGCCCUUCCAGGAGUACGCCGCCUACCCGGACAUCCCCGAGGACGGCGUCAGAGUCAAAGUCGAAGUCGUCGAACCUGUAGUGGACCCCGUCAUGGUGUUGGAUAACAUAUUUACUUCGCCGGCUAACGACAAGAAAAUAAUGUUGUCGGCGGCUAACCCCGCGGUGGUGACGAGCGCGGCGCAGGCGUCGCUGGAGACGCCGCCCGUGCUGUCCCGUCCCAACAGACCCAACUCCUUACAGUUACACAACAGCAAAGCUCUGGGCAACAACAAAAUAGCGGGCAUCGAGAUCAGCACGCCGAGCAACGGCAUCCCGUUCAACUUCGAGAGCCUGAUGGAGGGCGGCACGGGCCUCACGCCCGUGCACCCGCACCCGCACCCCUGCGCGCAGCAGCAGCGCGCCGCGCCCGACGCCGCCUCGCCCGACUCGCACAACAGCCUCGUCAGCCUCUGACCGCUGUCGCCCGCCUACUCACCUCUUCACUCGACUUCACCUAUUUAUACGUUUCCCGCCUGAGCGUCGGAACAGAACCUACUCUUUCUCGUCUUCUACUCUGUACUCCCUUCGGUCUACUGUGAGGCGAUCGAAACUUUCUUCUUCUCUUUAUUUAUUGAGAGCUAUAUUUUAGGUAACAUACUUGCUCACUUGUGCUUUGUAUUUAUAUCGUUAAAAUUAGUGCGGCGCGGCUCGCCGCCCUACUGAAGUCAAUUUACGAGCUGUUUUAUAACAUUCUAAAGAAAAAAAUAUUUUUAUAACUAGAUGUGUAUUUCUGCAGAAAUAAUAUUUGUGAUCGAAAAAAAUAAAACAGAGUUUUAUUUGAAGCAUUUCAGGGAUUUAUUUUCGUGUUGUGCUUAAUGUCUAGCGAGGCUAGAAUAGACGGUGCGUUUUAUAUUGUAAGGUAUAUGUAAAAGAUCUCUUUUACACUGUUCACUUUGGAAUAUUUCGGCACAAAAUGUAUUUAUUGAACGAUCCUCAAAGUAUCUUGUCAUAAUAAACCUCGUGCCAUUUACUACGUCUACUCUCAGGAAUACAAUAAUUACGAGUACGAAAUAUUUAGUUAACCAUAAACUAACAGCAAUAUUACUUAAAGAAUAAUUAAUAUAUUGAUUGUAAGUUAGCUCAAUGUUGAUGUAACGUCUUACCGUUCCAUUGGAUUAGGUACUGGUAGUGUAAAAUUAUUGUUAAGCCUUUUGUGAUACGUCCAGUGAUUGUGAACCGUACACUAUAUGUAUUGUAACUCAUGCCAUCACAUAUUGUAUAUCGUUGAACGUACAACAUGCUGCACAGACUGCAUUUUUAUACUCACAUUAUCUAAUGUUAACUACAUGAAAUUAACUAUUUUCUCAUUACAGUUAAUACAAUUGUUACAGUAAAUAAAAUAUUUAAGUCAAUUAUUAUAAUAUUGUAAUACAUAAUGCUAUGAUACUACGGAUCCGUGGCAUGAGUUUCCUAGGUUUAUCUAAUCGGUAGAUACCACUGGAAUAAAAAUAAAUUAGUUUAAGGCAAUAAUUAGUGUAAGGGCACUUAACGAUUUAAUUAUAUAUUUGUAUGCAUAACUUAGACCAAAUUAUUACUUCAUGUGCUUUAUCGUAGUUGUAAUUAAAAUCUAAGCCAAAUAUUGAGUUUAUGUCGUUACUUUAGGUUUAGUUAUUCCCGUUAAAGUAUUAUUGUCUACGCGCCGAGAGCGGAGAGUAUUUAUUUAGUAAUCUACGACUUAUUCUAUGAACCAGCAUGAAUUGUAUCUAGUGCAAUAGUGCAGAAUUGCCUAUGGUUUAUAAGCGACAAUUUUUGCUAUGAAGUUAUUACUCAAUCGAAAUAUUAUUACGCAUAAUAUGAACAUCUAGGAUUAAUAAGAGAUGUAAUUUUUUCUAGAAGAUUUUCUUAUCGCAAUUGUAGAAUACUUUUGUAUUUUUUCAUGAAAAUUAGCAAAGCAAUAUAUUUGAUAAAAUUUAUUGGAAUAAAUGAAGCAGAUGUAGUAAAAUAUAUAUGUAAAUCUGAAAAUAUAAAUUUGUUUACAUACACUUGAA
This is a messenger RNA of Helicoverpa zea (corn earworm), 3094 nucleotides long. It is a transcript of the gene kay, whose product is annotated as transcription factor kayak. Gene Ontology annotation, molecular function: RNA polymerase II cis-regulatory region sequence-specific DNA binding; DNA-binding transcription factor activity, RNA polymerase II-specific. The transcript has 5 exons. NCBI's taxonomy places the organism in Eukaryota, Metazoa, Arthropoda, Insecta, Lepidoptera, Noctuidae. The record is from RefSeq and is a predicted model, not a curated record. Bases 321 to 1520 code for a protein of 399 amino acids. Gene Ontology annotation, cellular component: nucleus. Gene Ontology annotation, biological process: regulation of transcription by RNA polymerase II.